AUGGCCCUGCUGCUGUACCUGGGCCUGACUGCAACGCUGGCCAGCGGCUGCCUUCACUGCCAAGGAAACUUCUCGGACAAGUUCUCCUUCUACCGCCACCACGUGAACCUCAAGUCCUGGUGGGUCGGCGACAUCCCCGUGUCGGGCGCGCUGCUUACCGACUGGAGCCAGGACACCAUGAAGGAGUUGCAUCUGGCCAUCCCCGCGGAGAUCACCCGGGAGAAGCUGGAGCAAGUGGCCAACGCUGUGUACCAAAGGAUGGAUCAACUGUACCAAGGCAGGAUGUACUUCCCAGGGUACUUUCCCAAUGAGCUGCGUGCCAUCUUCCGGGACCAAGUGCACCUCAUCCAGAAUGCCAUCAUUGAGAGUCGCAUCGACUGUCAGCGGCACUGCGGCAUCUUCCGGUAUGAGACCAUCUCCUGCAACAACUGUACUGACUCCCACGUCGUCUGUUUUGGCUACAACUGCGAGUCUUCAGCACAGUGGGAGCGAGCUGUGCAGGGCCUCCUGGGAUAUAUAAGUACGUGGCACAAACAGGACACCAGCAGGAGCCUGAUGUCCCCAAGCUUCACAUGUCUGGAGCCACCGCAUCUGGCCAAUCUGACGCUGGAGAACGCCUCCGAGUGUCUGACCCAGCACUGA
Molecule: messenger RNA, 642 nt
Organism: Chrysochloris asiatica (Cape golden mole)
Lineage: Eukaryota; Metazoa; Chordata; Mammalia; Afrosoricida; Chrysochloridae
Gene: IZUMO4
Product: IZUMO family member 4
Exons: 9
Coding region: 1-642 (213 amino acids)
Cellular component (GO): nucleus
Source: RefSeq, a predicted model, not a curated record